ACUUGGUUGGACUUGGGUGGGGGCCUGGAGUGGGUUUGGGGUUCCCAGGGUGGAGUCUGGGGACUGGGGGCCUGUAGAGGCAGGGCCUGGAGACUGGGGGUUAUCGGUACGGGGCCUGGAGAAGGAAUAGGGUGUCUAGGGUGGAGACUGGGGACUGCGCAGUUAUAGGGGUCUGGAGAGGGUAUAGGGUCUCUGGAGAUCGGGGGUUAUAGGGGCGGUGCCUGGAGAGGCUGAGGCGUCCCUGGGAUGAAGCGUGGUGUUUGGGGUUAUAGGGGCAGGACCUGCAGAGGUUCUGGGGUCCCUAGGGUGGAACCCGGAAAUUUGGGGUUAUGGGGGCGGGGCCUGGAGAGGCUGUGGGUCCCUGGGAUGAAGCCUGGUGUUUGGGGGCGAUAGGGGAGGGGCCUGGAGAGUACAUGGGGUCCCCGGAGUGGGGACUGGGGACUGGGGAGUCUUAGGGGUGAGGCCUGGAGAGCUAAGGGCGUUGGAGGCUGGACCUGGAGAGUGCAUGGGACCCUUACGGUGAAGCCUGAGAAUUUCGGGAGCUGGGGACCGCCCUCAUGUGUGACUUGCGGCGGCCGGCGGCAGGUGGAAUGAUGGACUUGGCCUACGUCUGUGAGUGGGAGAAAUGGUCCAAGAGCACCCACUGCCCGUCGGUACCCCUGGCCUGCGCCUGGUCCUGCCGAAAUCUCAUCGCCUUCACCAUGGACCUGCGCAGCGAUGACCAGGACCUGACCCGCACGAUCCACAUCCUGGACACGGAGCACCCCUGGGACCUGCACUCCAUCCCCUCGGAGCACCGCGAGGCCAUCACCUGCCUGGAGUGGGAUCAGUCAGGCUCCCGGCUCCUGUCAGCAGACGCCGAUGGCCAGAUCAAGUGCUGGAGCAUGGCGGACCACCUGGCUAAUAGCUGGGAGAGCUCCGUGGGCAGCCUGGUGGAGGGGGACCCCAUUGUGGCCCUGUCCUGGCUGCACAACGGUGUGAAGCUGGCCCUGCACGUGGAGAAGUCUCUCCCCAGGGACCGCCGUUGUCACCGCAUGGCUGCAGUGCACACAACACCAGCUUCAUGCCCCGGGGGCCCUCCAGGGCGUGCUCCCCACCCUGCUGUCCCUGUUUGUCUGUGUUUCCUGGUUUUGGUAACAGUUUUAUUGGGAUCGAGUUCACAGACCACGGAACUAACCCACUGAGAGUGCACAGCCCACACGGUCCAGAGGCUUCGCAUAACUCACCAUGCUAUGCAGCCACCACCACAGCUAACCGCAGACUUUUAUCGUUUUUUUGAGACUGAGUUUCGCUCUAUCCCCCAGGCUGGAGU
Molecule: messenger RNA, 1312 nt
Organism: Piliocolobus tephrosceles (Ugandan red Colobus)
Lineage: Eukaryota; Metazoa; Chordata; Mammalia; Primates; Cercopithecidae
Product: mediator of RNA polymerase II transcription subunit 16-like
Exons: 5
Coding region: 558-1184 (208 amino acids)
Biological process (GO): positive regulation of DNA-templated transcription
Cellular component (GO): mediator complex
Molecular function (GO): protein binding
Source: RefSeq, a predicted model, not a curated record